AUGUCAGCCAACGCCACCCUCCACACCGACACGGGCAACCAACCCGUGGACCCCUACACAACAAAGAACUCCGAAGACCCGCCGCUGGCGCAAAAGAUCGAAGACCUAGUUGACUUCAUCUCAGAAGUGAAAUUCGGCAUGCUGACAACGAAACAAUCCUCCGGCGAGUUCCUGACCUCGCGCUGCAUGGCCCUGGCAGGCAAAGAACACGGCGGCAUCGACCUGGUCUUCCACACGAACUUGUUCUCCGGCAAAACCAUGGAUCUCACCGUGCACCCGCGGGAAACCAACAUGUCGUUCCUGGAUCCAGUCAACGGUGCCUGGGCGUCCAUCUCGGGCUCUGCGUCGAUCGUCGCGGACCCGGCUACCGUCCAGCAAUACUACUCGCCCGCGCUCAAGGCGUGGCUGGGUGAUCUGGGUGAUGGAGUGCAUGAUGGUGGGCCGACAGAUCCGCGUAUUGGGUUGAUUCGGCUCGAGGCGAAGCUGGCAACGCAUGUUGUUUCUCGGAAGGGGAUGCUGGGCCGCGCGGUUGAUACGGUCAAGGGGGCUGUCCGUGGUGAUGUCCCGUCUAUCAAUAGUAUUCGGGAGCUGAGUUUGGAGGAAUUGGCUGAGUGGCGCCGGACACACCAGAAAUAA
Penicillium alfredii is the source of this 636-nucleotide messenger RNA. RefSeq names its product blue light-inducible protein Bli-3. The record is from RefSeq and is a predicted model, not a curated record. The coding region runs from base 1 to 636 and encodes 211 amino acids. The transcript is spliced from 2 exons. NCBI's taxonomy places the organism in Eukaryota, Fungi, Ascomycota, Eurotiomycetes, Eurotiales, Aspergillaceae.